UUGGGUUAAUUAAUUUCAUGAUCUUAAUCUCUUCCUUUUUCUCCUUUUUGGAUAAGAGAAAAAUAUUAUAUUUAUACCAAUUUGCAGCUUCUUUCUUGCAAACUUUGUAGAACUUUAGGCAUAUGCUCAUGUCUGAAACAGGUCUGACAAAAAUGGGUUUUUCUUUCUUUGGCAAAAGCUUAUAUCUAUGUACAAAAUAUAUAAGAAAAUAAAAAGAAAACAGAUUGAGAUUAGUCAGUGGCCAAAUCCAAAAGACUUCAUAGCAAAGCAAACAUCUUUUUCUCUUUAUUUUUUCUUCUUAGUCACUUGCAUGUUAAGUACAGUCAGCUUCAUCCCUUUUUUCUCCGCCAAUUUUCUCAUGAAGAAUCUCAAAAGCUUUUGUUCUCCUUAUAAACCCAAGAAAGAAGAGAAGAAAAAAAACAAACAACCUCGAGCUCUGAUGGCGGCAAAACAGAGUUACUUCUUCUUGUUUCUUUCUCUUGUCCCACUCUGUUCCUCAACAACAACUCAUGAUGUCAUAAACCCACCAACGGUCUUCCCAACAAACCCCACAACUACACCACCGGCUACUACAUUCCCUCCGGUGACCAUAACCCCCACAAAUCCAUCUCCAGCCCUUCCUCUUAACCCUCCAGUCACAGUAGUCCCUCCUACACUCACACCACCAGUGACCACCAACCCAGUGACUCAGUACCCUCCAACACAACCCUCAGGGACGGUUCCUGUGAUUCCACCGCCUGUUGUCUCAACCUCCCCAUCUGCUUCAGGACAAAGCUGGUGCGUAGCAAAGCCUGGAGCCUCUCAAACCUCACUCCAGUUGGCUCUUGACUAUGCCUGUGGAAGCGGUAAAGCGGAUUGCUCUCAGAUACAGCAAGGAGGCAGCUGUUAUUCGCCUAUCAGUCUUCAGAAUCAUGCCUCAUUUGCCUUCAACAGCUAUUACCAGAAGAAUCCUUCUCCUCAAAGCUGUGAUUUUGGUGGUGCAGCCUCAGUUGUUAGCACCAACCCAAGUACUGGUUCUUGCGUUUACCAGACAGGUUCUAGUUCUGGUUCAUCAACGUCAUCUCCAGUAGGAACAACGCCAACUCCAUCGACACAAACAGUGAACCAGCCACCUCUCACACCAACACCUAUAACACCAACAGGAGGCGUGACAAUCGGGGUUGGAACUCCACCAGCGGUUUUUAACCCGGCGAAUCCUUCAUCAAACACUCUACCCAAUCCAUCCUCUGGAGGUUCAGCGGUCUACGGUUUUGAUGGUUCACCUAAUGGUAACAAUCCAACACCAUCAGACUCUACCAACUUGAAGAUUCACUUUGGUCACACUAUGGUGGUAACACUGAUUCUUCAUGCAGUGCUAUUUCAUUAGAAAUAGAAAUAUAUAGGAGUUGAGUUAGUUUUAUCACAUAGUUAUGUAAGCUCAUUUAGAGUAUUGUACCAAGAAGAAGCUAGGAAUGUAAGACAUUAUAAAUUUGUUUGGUUCAACGCUCCUACACUGUAAGAUACGGUCUAUCUACUUUUAAUAUGAUCUAAAAUGAUUUGUUCGUUA
Messenger RNA from Brassica napus (rape), 1546 nucleotides. Its product is annotated as PLASMODESMATA CALLOSE-BINDING PROTEIN 4-like. The transcript is spliced from 3 exons. The coding region runs from base 188 to 1366 and encodes 392 amino acids. The record is from RefSeq and is a predicted model, not a curated record. Lineage: Eukaryota; Viridiplantae; Streptophyta; Magnoliopsida; Brassicales; Brassicaceae.